GGGGGCUUUUUCUCCACCAUCUUUUCCAGUUUGUUUGGAACUCGAGAGAUGAGGAUUCUUAUCCUGGGACUGGACGGAGCAGGAAAAACAACCAUUCUCUACAGGUUACAAGUUGGAGAAGUUGUUACCACCAUUCCGACCAUUGGCUUCAAUGUUGAGACAGUGACAUACAAGAAUCUGAAAUUUCAAGUUUGGGACCUGGGAGGACAGACAAGCAUAAGGCCAUAUUGGCGGUGUUACUAUUCGAACACAGACGCAGUCAUUUAUGUCGUGGACAGCUGUGACCGAGACAGAAUUGGCACUUCAAAAUCAGAGCUUGUUGCUAUGUUAGAGGAAGAAGAGUUGAAGAAAGCCAUUUUGGUGGUGUUUGCAAACAAACAGGACAUGGAACAGGCCAUGACUCCCACAGAAAUGGCAAAUGCCCUUGGUUUACCAGCUCUGAAGGACCGAAAAUGGCAGAUAUUCAAAACCUCUGCAACUAAAGGCACAGGCCUUGAUGAAGCAAUGGAGUGGUUGGUGGAGGCCUUGAAGAGCAGGCAGUGAUAGAAAACUGGCGACUGCAAGGAAGUUUCAGCUAUAUCAUCGAGCAUCUCCCUUUCUGCAGUUAAGUGUUUUCAGGCUACAGAUACCUGUAAAUAGGACAGCUCUGAGUUUGACUCCUGUAACGUGGAUGCCUCUCGUGAAUUGUAAAACUGAACCAAGUGAAUGUCUGUGUACAUUAUGAUACUCCAUUUCUUUCUGUUUCAAGAAUGUACUUAUGUUAAUUUGUAUGAAAGUCUUACUGGCUGGGAAAGUGGUUUUUUUUUUCUCAUCCCUCCUCCCUCCUCUGGUGGCUCUGAGUGGCCAGCAUAUUGGUGUACUAGAACACUAAUAAAACCUGGAACUGUCAGCUAUA
Acanthisitta chloris (rifleman) is the source of this 895-nucleotide messenger RNA. RefSeq names its product ADP-ribosylation factor-like 1 (gene ARL1). Bases 49 to 543 code for a protein of 164 amino acids. Gene Ontology annotation, biological process: vesicle-mediated transport; intracellular protein transport. Gene Ontology annotation, cellular component: Golgi apparatus; cytoplasm. The record is from RefSeq and is a predicted model, not a curated record. Gene Ontology annotation, molecular function: GTP binding; GTPase activity. NCBI's taxonomy places the organism in Eukaryota, Metazoa, Chordata, Aves, Passeriformes, Acanthisittidae. The transcript has 5 exons.